Messenger RNA from Anopheles merus, 1654 nucleotides. Its product is annotated as cytochrome P450 6d3-like. The transcript has 2 exons. The record is from RefSeq and is a predicted model, not a curated record. NCBI's taxonomy places the organism in Eukaryota, Metazoa, Arthropoda, Insecta, Diptera, Culicidae. Bases 60 to 1544 code for a protein of 494 amino acids. Gene Ontology annotation, molecular function: monooxygenase activity; heme binding; iron ion binding.
GUAGCUCCAUCCCAGGUGUCCCGUAGUAACUCCCGAGCCCCCGUUUUGCUGCGGUCAGUAUGAUCCUUUACACGAUCGGACUGAUCGUGGCGUUUGUUUUCCUCGCCCUCAAGUACGUCUACUCGUACUGGGAUCGGCAAGGGCUGCCGAAUUUGAGACCCGAAAUCCCCUACGGAAAUCUACGCAUUCUAGCCCAAAAGAAAGAAUCCUUCAAUGUGGCUAUUAACGAUCUGUACGACCGUUCAAGUGAACGGUUGGUUGGAGUGUAUCUGUUCUUCCGCCCAGCGAUCCUGGUCCGGGAUGCGCAUCUCGCCAAGCGGAUAAUGGUGAACGAUUUCCAGCACUUUCACGACCGUGGCGUCUACUGCAACGAGCACAGUGAUCCGAUGUCGGCCAACCUGUUCGCCCUGCCCGGCCAGCGGUGGAAAAAUCUGCGUGCGAAGCUUACACCAACCUUCACCUCCGGCCAGCUACGGCACAUGCUACCCACGUUUCUGGCAGUGGGCAGCAGGCUCGAGCAGUAUCUCGAGCGCUUGGCAAACGAAAAACAGAUCGUCGACAUGCGUGACAUCGUUUCGCGCUACGUGCUCGAUGUGGUGGCCUCAGUGUUUUUCGGCUUCGAAGCCAACUGUCUGCACGAUCCCGACGAUGCGUUCCGUGUGGCGUUGCGUGAUCUCAACAAUCCCGACAGCUUCAUGAACAACAUCCGAACGGCCGGCGUUUUUCUGUGUCCCGGGCUGCUAAAGUUUACCGGCAUCAAUUCACUGUCGCCUCCGAUGAAAAAGUUUACCGCGGAAGUGAUCAGUUCCCAUCUGCACCAGCGUGAGACGGGCCAGGUGACGCGCAAGGACUUUAUCCAGAUGCUAACGGAUCUGCGCCGCAAGGCUGGUAGCAGUGGGGAAGAAUCGCUCACCGAUGCACAGUGUGCGGCCAAUGUGUUUCUGUUUUACGGUGCGGGGGCCGAUACUUCCACCGGUGCGAUCACAUUCACGCUGCACGAGCUGACGCACAAUGCUGAGGCGAUGGCUAAGCUUCAGCGAGAGGUCGAUGAGAUGAUGGAGCGACACCACGGGGAAAUCACGUACGAUAACAUCAACGGGAUGAAGUAUCUGGAUUUGUGCGUGAAGGAAACGCUUCGAAUCUAUCCCGCAUUGGCUGUGCUGAAUCGGGAGUGUACGAUCGACUACAAAGUGCCGGACAGUGACACUGUCAUUCGCAAGGGCACGCAGAUGAUUAUCCCUCUGCUAGGGAUUAGCAUGAACGAGAAGUACUUCCCCGAGCCGGAACUGUACUCUCCGGAGCGAUUCGAUGAGGCCACAAAGAACUACGACGCAGAUGCGUACUAUCCGUUCGGCGCCGGUCCUCGCAACUGUAUCGGUCUGCGGCAAGGGUUAUUGUUGUCAAAGAUUGCGCUAGUGAUGAUGCUGUCCCGAUUUAACUUUUCGGCCACCAUUCCGAGAAAGAUAAAGUUUGAGCCCGUUUCAAUCACACUGGCACCGAAGGGAGGCCUUCCAAUGAGGAUCGAGAAUCGAGUUAAACAUUAAGCAAAAUAAGCUGUGAUAUUAGGAAAAUAUAGAACCGAAUGAAAUCCAUUGUUUAAGAUACUUUUAGUUACCAGAACAUGAAAUAUUGCAAUAAAAUAUACAUAUUAUUA